UCACAUUGGGACAAAACAGGAAGUCAUGGGUAAUACAGACUGACAGAAGAGGAACAGAUGCUUUAAUCCCGGGUUUCGACCAUGUCUCUGUACAGAAACAGUUCGUUUUUGGUUUUGUUAGCAUUAAAUAUUUAUGCCUUUGUGUCCAAUGAAGGAGUUAACGUCACCGCUUCAGAUUCAGCGGACACAUUGAAACAAACCGCGGGUUUGAGCCCCGCUGCUGGGGCUGCUGCUGCUGUUGUGAACUCGCCUGUGUUUAAACCCGCUGUGAACUCCCUCUUCUCCAUCAAUCUGCUGUCCUUCCCAGAGGACCUGGAGAUCAGCGACUACUGCAGCGACCUGCUGCACAUAUUCGGACAGCGGUAUAUGGCCUAUGUGAACUGCCUGGUUCCUGCAGCCCGACCUGUUAAAGUUUGCCAGAACUGUUUCUCCACUUAUGUCAGCCUCGGGGAGAUCUACACCAACAUCUCAUCAGACAAGAUGGGUCCUGGUAAUGUGAGCUGCAGGGACAGCCUCCUGCGCAGUGAUCGGCUGAUGCUGGUUUAUCUGCUCUACAGCAACCUGGAGGACAUCUGGUCCCAAUCAGCCUGUGAAAACUGUCUCACUAAAGGAUUCCAGAGCCUGACCAAUGACACACUGUACUUCAUGAGCACUCUCAACCAAACUCUCACCUGCUUUGAGAAGUAUCAACAGGGGAACCACACAGAGCUGUGCAAAGACUGCAAGAACACAUACAGAGGUCUGAAUGAGCUGUACAGCCAGAUGGAGAAGAAUAAUACUAUGUGCAUCGACAUAGAAGAUGCGAUGAACAUGACUCGCAGACUGUGGAGUAAGAACUUCAAUUGUUCCUACCCCCGCGAGGAGACGGUGCCUGUCAUCGCUGUGUCCAGCUUCAUGCUCUUUCUGCCCAUCAUCUUCUACUUGAGCAGCUUCCUUCACUCCGAACAAAAGAAACGCAAGCUCAUACACCCCAAACGGGCGAAGUCAUAUGCCAGUCUGAUGAACAUUCAGGACAAGCUGAGCUGAAGAGGACACGGAUGAUGACUUAAAACCGAGGACUGCACUUUUUGUUAUCCGAACCUGGGAGAAGAUUUCACUCCUCUCCGUCUUGUGACUGAGGUUUGAACGUAGAGGAUGCUGAGAUACUGAUCAGUAUUCGGAGGACUUUAAGGAUCUAAACAAGUCAGAGUGAAAUGCUUUCAUGUCCUUAAAUUAUUCCUCUCACAGUGAAGUAAAUGACAUCGGACCACAUCGAACAAAAAACACACAGAAUGUAUAUUUCAAAGGUUUUGUAGCAAAACAAACAAACGAACAAAUAGAAACUGCACACAGACUGUUUUUGAAUCACCUCUUACUGCCAUUAUUUGAGAUCAACUUUAUUUUGGUGAAUUGUCGUGACAUUUUGGAUCUAUAAUAAGCGGUACGUGUGUUUUAAUCAAAGUUUAUCUAACUUUAAAAACUACUAAUUAGAUGGUUGUUGGUGUUGCUGCACAGAUCCUGGACUGUCUUUCCUUUCAACUCGUUAACAAUCCUCAGGUUGUUCAGCGCAUCCUGCAGCCUGAGACACACAGCUGUCACUAGAAAGAGUGAGUGGCUUGAAUGCAGUGUGUGUGUGUGUGUGUGUGUGUGUGUGUGUGUGUGUGUGUGUGUGUGUGUAAGUGAGAUAAGGUGUGUGUGUGGCUCUAUUUAUGGGUUGAGAAAUGGGUUUUCUGUCUCUAAUGUAUGUCCAGACGAGAGCUGCAGAAAAGGAAGCACUUGAUGUCCAUUAGUGGUGACAUGUAUCUGCUGUAAGAAGAGGGGGUGCACAUCAGUGGGGGUGGGGAGAGUAAAAACAGACAUAACACACAUAAUGUAAGAGCACUCCAGAGUACCACACUGUGACGUUACCUGUUUUCCAGUCAGUGUGGGGUUUUUUUGUGUUUUUUUUUUUUUGGCAUAAAGCUUUUAAUGUGCUUCCCACUGAUGUUUAACUUAAUUUGUUAAGGGCUUUCUGACUGCUCAUGACGCUGAUAUCUCCUUAAUGCCUCCUAUAUGAGUUACCAAUGUUGAAUUGAUGAAUUUGCCUAUUUGAAAUGCAUUUCCUGUAAAGUAAUUUAAACCUUCAUUUUGAAUGCAUAAGCUCAAAUAAAUAGUUUGACGUCAGAAAC
Messenger RNA from Epinephelus moara (kelp grouper), 2147 nucleotides. RefSeq names its product osteoclastogenesis associated transmembrane protein 1 (gene ostm1). Lineage: Eukaryota; Metazoa; Chordata; Actinopteri; Perciformes; Serranidae. Bases 82 to 1026 code for a protein of 314 amino acids. The transcript is spliced from 6 exons. The record is from RefSeq and is a predicted model, not a curated record. Gene Ontology annotation, cellular component: cytosol.